Juglans regia (Persian walnut) is the source of this 1703-nucleotide messenger RNA. Its product is annotated as MLO-like protein 6. Bases 44 to 1642 code for a protein of 532 amino acids. The record is from RefSeq and is a predicted model, not a curated record. The transcript is spliced from 14 exons. Gene Ontology annotation, biological process: defense response. Gene Ontology annotation, cellular component: membrane. NCBI's taxonomy places the organism in Eukaryota, Viridiplantae, Streptophyta, Magnoliopsida, Fagales, Juglandaceae.
CCCAAAAUCCUCUCAGAUACGAGAGAGAGAGAGAGAGAGAGAGAUGGCAGAGGAGGAGGUGACAACAACUACGGAACGCACACUUGAAGCAACACCAACAUGGGCUGUGGCAACUGUGUGCUUCGUCUUGAUACUAGUCUCCAUUCUUAUUGAGCAGUUGCUGCAUCUUUUGGCCAGGUAUUUCACCAAGAAAAGAAGGAAGUCCCUCAUUCAGGCUCUUGACAAGAUCAAAUCAGAAUUGAUGUUGUUGGGAUUCCUAUCAUUGUUGCUGACUGUAAGUGAAAAGCCGAUAGCAAAAAUCUGUAUUUCAAAGAGUGUUGGUGAAACAUUUCGUCCUUGCAGGAGCGUGAGUACUGCAAGUGAUGAUGAGGAAGAAACAACUUGUGCGGAACAGGGAAAGGUCUCCUUCUUAUCAAGGAGAGGAGUGCAAGAACUACAGUACUUAAUCUUUGUGCUGGCCCUCUUCCACAUAUUCUCUUGCGUCCUAACGUUCAGUCUUGGAAUGGCCAAGAUGAAGAAAUUGGAGUCUUGGGAGGCAGAAACCAGAACACUGGAAUAUCAAUUUUCAAAUGAUCCACGAAGGUUUCAGCUCACCCAUCAAACAUCAUUUGGAAAGCGGCAUCUGAAUUUUUGGAGUGACCACCGAUUUCUUCGAUGGCCGGCCUGUUUUCUUAGACAGUUCUACAAAUCUGUCUCUAAAGUGGAUUACUUCAUUCUUAGACAUGGAUUCAUUAUGGCCCACUUUUCAGAAGGAAGUAACUUUAAUUUUCAAAAGUAUAUAAGAAGAGCUUUGGAAAAAGAUUUUGGGGCUAUUGUUGGAAUAAGUUGGUGGAUUUGGAUAUUUUCUGUAUUGUUCGUAUUCUUCAAUGCACAUGUAUUCCACAAUUAUCUAUGGCUUCCCUUCUUUCCAUUAGCGAUGCAGUUGCUCGUCGGAACAAAGUUGCAGGUCAUCAUAACUAAAAUGUGCUUAGAUAGCCAUGAGAAAUCUCAUGUUGUUAGAGGAACUUUGCUUGUGAGGCCUAGUGACCACUUUUUCUGGUUUGGUCGGCCGAAACUGCUUCUCUACCUUAUCCAGUUCAUACUCUUUCAGAAUUCCUUUCAGCUGGCAUUUUUUGCGUGGACUUGGUAUAAAUUUGGUUUUAGGUCAUGCUUCCAUAAAGAGAAUGAGGAUAUUAUCAUAAGGAUUGCCAUGGGUGUGAUUGUGCAAAUCCUGUGUGGCUAUGUGACACUCCCUCUCUAUGCUUUGGUCACGCAGAUGGGCACGUCAAUGAGGAAAGAUGUUUUCACCGAGGGUGUGGUUCAUGGUCUGAAAAAAUGGAGAGUGAAGGCAAAGAAAAACCUUGCAGCUUCGAGGAACACAAGUAAUAUUUACCCUGCACGCCUCUCCUUAGACGCCUCGCUUGAAACUUCGCUGGACACUUCACCGUCUUUCGGUGUUGACGCAAGAUUCUCCGUAGAAUUUGAUCCCCCAUCAGAUCUAGAUCACGACCCUGAAUUGGUGGCAGUAGAUCAAGUACUAUAUGAUGAUGAUGAAGAAAAAAAUGUAAGACAGAGACAACCGGAGGCCGAGAUCAGGCCAAAGUUGGGCAGCUCGUUUCAUGGUUUUGAGUACGUGAGCAGCAGUACUUGGAGAGAAAAAUGAAACAUUCAAUAUUGGGAGAGCUUUUUUACGAGCUCGGUCGCCAUGUUAGCAUUGCUAUUCG